GUUUGACCCGUACUUAUCCAUGCUUUAUUUACUUUUAUUUUUAUUUCGUCUUCUAAAUGUAACUUAGCAUAGAGACUACUGAUGAAAUCUUAUCAUAUCACGAAAGAGUUUUAACCAAAAAGUUUUAAUGUUAAGGUGCUUUUAAUGCCUUAUGUGUGGUUUUUAAUUAAAAAUAUUGAAUGUAAAUAGUUUUUAAGUGAUUAAAAAUGAAUGGAGUUGUUUUGAAUUCGGAAGCUAGUGCAACUAUGGCGGGAAAUGUUGACAGACACUCUGCUGUGGACGUGGUGGGAGAUGCCAAACGGGAUCCCAUCAGUAGACGCUGGCAACAGACGGAAGGUGACAGAUUGUCAGCGUAUGGCGGUGGAGACAGAUCAGCGCUGCUCCGGUCCCACGCGGCCAAGUCGGCGGAAUGCAACCAGGGCUCGCCUAGGGCCCGGCGUGCUCCCAGGGAGUCCAGGAGGGUUUCCUUGGCCCAGGCACCAGGAUACGUGCAGCUCAACCAGUACCGAUUGCUGGAACCUAUUGGACAGGGAUCGUACGGUCUUGUGAAGUUAGCUUAUAGUGAAGAAGAUGACACACAUUAUGCUAUGAAGAUCCUGUCGAAACGUAAGUUGAUGCGUCGCGCGGGACUGUUCGGUCGUCCACCCCCGCGGCGACCCGGCCCCGCUCCAGACCCACUCCAGAGCAUCUACCGGGAGAUCGCCGUGCUCAAGAAACUGGACCAUCCUAACGUAGUUAAAUUAGUUGAGGUGCUAGAUGACCCCGCCGAGGACCAAUUGUAUUUAGUUUUCCAACUGCUGGAGGGCGGGCCCGUGGUGGAGGUGCCCAGUGAGCAGCCGCUCAGUGAAGACCUGGCCAGGAAGUACUUCCGCGACGCGCUGCUCGGUGUUGAGUACCUACACUUCCAGCGUAUUGCUCAUCGCGAUAUUAAGCCUGCCAAUUUGCUACUUGGUGAAGGACGCGUGCAAGUGGCAGACCUGGGUGCAUGUGGAGAGUUGGCUGCUGCAGGGGAGCUGUCCGGGGCAGUUGGGACUCCGGCCUUCCGUGCUCCAGAAGCCUCCGCAACUCCUACUGACAAAUACAACGGCGAGGCGGCAGACAUCUGGUCGCUAGGUGUGACAUUGUAUGCCAUGGUGACGGGGCGUCUGCCUUGGUCUGCGUCCAGCGUGUCAGAACUGCAGCGUCGUAUACUUGCCGACCCGCUCAUCUUCCCGUCGCGCCCGACCGUAUCUUCAUCCCUGAGGAGGCUACUUUCCAGGAUGCUCGAGAAAGAUCCCGUUAAGCGAGCUACGAUGAAAGAGAUAAAGGAGCAUGAAUGGGUGACGUGCGAUGGACAACAGCCGCUACCGACGGAACAAGAGAACUGUCGUCUGGUGGAGGUGACAGAGGAAGACAUGAGGCAGGUGGUCACCUCAAUCCCCAACAUCUCCACGCUCAUACUCAUCAAGACAAUGCUCAAGAAACACAGUUUCCAGAAUCCAUUCCUGCGGAGCCGAGAGAAUAGCACGAGGCGGGAGUCUAGCGAGACAGGUGAUGGAACGGGAGAAGGCUUGAGGAUGCGUACGGUAGGAGUGGGGGACAAAGGGAAAAGGGGGGCGCUAAGUCGCGCGGGCAGGUCGUUGUCUGCGCCCGGAAACUAUCUCACCGAGAAGCAAGUCUCAUUCGAAAUAAACUUAGAUGCGGUAGAAGAGGCCAAGGAAAUAUCAAGCAAAGCCACAACCGACAGUAAAUCGAAAUGUACCGACAGCAAACCCAAUUGUAGCAAUAGCAAAUCUAAUCAUAGCAGUAGCAAUGUCAAGACUUUUAGCACAACAUGUUCAAAUAGCAACUCAAGUACCAAGUACACAACAACAAAGUGUACCGAUAGCACAAAAGUAUGUACCGUCAACAAAACAGACUGUUCAGUAAAUAAGGCAGAUGUUAGUGGUGGUAAAGUAAGCGGUAUAGAAACACGACGGUGAUGUCCGGAUAACGGGUGUCAGGAACGCCUUUACAGAAACGGGAUUAGCUAGCUGUGUCGUAUAGCUUCGAGAUCAUGGCUUCCUUUAUAGGUGCUCUUAAACUGGUCCAGUUCCUUCCUCCGCCUGCAAUUUAACUCUACUAAUCACUGAUGCUGCUCUACUGUUUGCCAUAGUGUGUGCCUCAAAUAGACCAUAACAAUAUAUUUUCAGCUCAAAAGCACGCACUCUUAGGGCAGGAAGCACAAUAUUUACUUUUAGGUAGUUUAAUUAUUGUAGAUUAACCUUAUAAAUGAAAGCAAGACUAUUCAAUAGUAAAUGGCAUUGGUUUUUGGAAUGUCACAUUUUAAAGUAACUUACCAACACCUAAUUUUAGAAAGACCACAAUAAUCACAAUGUCAUUAUGAAACCUUUAGUAAAAUACAAGGUUAAUGAUCGUGUUGAAACCAUAAACUUAGUAAACUACCGUAAAAGACAAACCCUGUGUGAAAGUGAGAUAACCUUACAUAAACUAAACUAUUCUUACAUAAAAACCUAGGUGUGACAGAAUAGAUAAAGACUAUAAAUCCGGUUUUAAAACAAUUUAGUCUCCAUUUGUCUCCUGUCAAAUUCAACCGCGUGUGUGUUGUUGAAUUUUAGUGUUUGAAUCGUUAUUGUUGUGUGUUUAACGGAUAUUAAUUAAAAAUAUAAUGUUGUCAUGUUUUGUAUAAGAUUUUGUUGUUACAUAGCAACAAUUCAAUUAAAGAAACAUUUCACAGGUAAAUACUGAUUCUUCAAUACUACUUUCGUGAUGUUUAUUUUCGUAGAACAUAUAAUUAUGCACUAAAUAUAUAUAUAUUACAUGGAAUAUACGCAGUAAACACUUUACUUUCUUAAGAUUAUAAUAAUUUAAGAAAAUAAUAUGUGGUAGAUAAUAAAAUAUUGUAUUCGUGAAUAUGACGCUGUUUAUCAAUAUUUGUCAUAGGGAUUGUCCAAAAGUAAAAUACUACAUACUUCACUAACUCACUCACACAUCUGUAAAACUAGCACACAUGAACAUUUUAAAUUUAGUCUCGCCGUAAUGAGCAGAGUGUUUGAUUAAUUACUACUAAGUUUAUGGUUGAAACACCCUUAAAUUUAUCAUUGUAUAAAUUAUGUGAUCCGAAUUUAGACUAAGUGUAUAUUGACUCAAUUUUUCUUCUAGAACAUUUAUAUAUUUAAGAUACUUAAUUAUAUUUUCAAAAUGAAAGCUUUACAAUGUUUAUAAAGAUAAAUUUUAAUAUUAUCCUUAGAGAGCACAGAUAAAUUAUAUAAUAUGUAGUUAUAUUUAAAUAUUUUCAUUUUGUAAUUAAGGAGCUUAACAGUUAUAAUAUUAUUGUAUAUAAAUAAUAUAAUGCUAUCAUUUAGAGGGUAGCAUCUAAAUAUAUUAUAUUCUAAUUCAUAGAAUUUAUAUGAAUCUAUCCAAUUAAAAUUGUUAAUUAUUUUAUAAAGGUUGUGAUAAAAUAUAUUUAAAUGUUCGUAAUGUAAUACUAUAUGCACAUGGAUAUACUGAAACGGCCUUACAAAUAAAAUUGGUGUAAGGUUAUACCUGAGUAUAAAUCAAGAAUAAAAUGCAAUAAACUGACUAUAGAACACAUAAAGAUUGUGUUCUUUGAUGUUGACUAUAUCGCUGACAACACUGUCAAUAUGAUGAUAAUUCUGAAGUUUUCCGAAUUUUAAGCAGCCUAGCAAAUAAACGCGGGAAACUUUAUAUGUCCGAAUAAACCAAUCAUAAUUCAAAUGUCUAUUUGUUAGCAUUUUGCAUGUAUUUUGUUUAUCAGGUGUAACUUUAAACCAAGUUUAUUUGUAAGGCCGUUAUAACAACAUCAAACUUGUACAGAAGAAAAUCUUUUUCUAGAAAAAAAAACGACUUCAAACAUUUAGGUAUACACUAAAACAAGAUAACAUAAAAAUUCAAUGAUAAUUAUUUUCUGGUUGUUAUUUUGACGUUGGUGCCAACUUAAGCACAAUAUCAUAACAUUCAAUACUUUUGCUGAUGUAAAAUUUAUUUUGUACCCCCAGGAUAUUUCAAAAAUUUUUUUUUCAUUCCACUGCUGGACAACUCCUAAAGAUUUCCAUCUUGUGGGGGGCCUACCAACACUAAGUCUUCCGAUACGUGGUCGCCAUUCGAGUACUUUACUGCCCCAACGGCCAUCUGACCGUCGAACUAUGUGCCCUGCCCACUGCCACUUCAGUGUCGUAAUCAUUUGGGCUAUGUCAGUGACUUUGGUUCUCCUAUGGAUCUCCUCAUUUCUGAUUCGAUCUCGCAGGGAAACUCCGAGCAUAACUCCAUUGCCCUCUGAGCGACCAUGACCAUAAUUUAUUUUUUAUCUUAAGAUAAUAAUUUUAAUUCCAGUCGCUUUCAUUUGGCAUAGAUCUCCUAGAUUCUAUAUAUUAUUAUGUUUCUAAAGAACUUUGUGGCAAAAUUUAGCAGCGUUUAGCAGAUUUUAAAAUGGCUUAGAAAUUUAAAAAACAAAUAGACAGCAAUACAAAUUCAUUUAAUUAGAUACUGCAUAAUUUUAUUCGAUUUAAUUUUAGGCACAAAUUAAUACUAAGAAAAAAGAAAAAUGAGUACCUUACACACGUAUUUAGAAGUCAUGGUAUUUAAUAGUAAACAAUAUACUUAAAUGUGAUUAUACGACUUUUAGACCACUUCUUAAGAUAAUCUAUUUUAAUAAAUUGUAAAUAGUUUUUUACCAACGUUUUUCCUGCACUUUCUUAGAGUCCCAAAGAGUUUGCUGUAUAAAUCAACAUUUUAAAUGUACUUAUUAACCUCUUCAAUAGCUGGAUUAUUAUAUGAAAUCCUAUUCACAAUGAAAAUGCUUAGAUAGUAUUUUAUACGUCUAGAUAGAGUCUCUUGCUGUUAGACAUCCGAUAAAACAGGCCAGUAGUAUUAGUUUAGUGCGUGACAAGCUAGAGCUCAAAAUGGAGGUUAGUUAUAAACUCAAUUUUUCCGAAGUUUUUGCAGCUGUCAUAGUCUAUCUAGACGUAUAAAUGAUCUUAGUGAAAACUUAUAAAAUUUGAGCUAUAAUAUUAAUGUUUGGUCCAAUCAUUGUUCUCUUCAAAGUAUAGAAGUACUAAUUUGUGUAAUGAACAACAUAUUGUCCGAACUAAAUGUACACUUUUUUCACAAUAUUACAUUCUCAUAGUAUCAAUAACAUAGUACCAGUUAAACAAGAAUGUAAAUACAAAACUAUUCAGUUGUUGUACAUACCAAUAUUAUAUAAAAUGAUUAAGAAAAACAUACAUCGAAUAUCACUGCCUUAAUGUAUAGUACCAUCCGACGGUAAAUCUUCAAAAUUCGGUAUUGGUUAUCUGUCCAUACCAACAAAAGCAAUAUAUAUUAUUCAGAUACUCCAAAAGCGAGUGUGCCGUACGGCACCCUACUCCCCCAACUUCCUGACAAAGUUAUGACCCUUAUUUUGUUUAUAAGAUUUUGCAUGGUCUUAUAGCUUGUUUCAAUAGCUUUCAGAUACAUUCACUCAAAUCAUCCUAAUUGUAAGCAAUCUAAUGCUAUACGUAAAAUAAUACUCAUUGACAGAACGCUGCGCGAGCGCCAAAAUUGCGCCGAUCUACAAUGUACUGGAUCAAAGAGCGCCGUUCCGCUUAGAUGUUUCAAUAAUUAUGCUGAUCAAUUAGUAAUCUGAUUACAAAACUAUAAAUAAUCUUAAAUAUUAACUACUCUCUUACAAGCCUAUGUCAAUUUCCAACAAGUAUGUAUUUAAACAUGACUAGAAGUACUUCAAUAUUUUUUUUUACUGAGGUAGUUUUAGUGUUAUUUAUAAAAACUGUUCGUUGCCUUUUUGUUAAAUCGACUUUAUAUUGUCAUUUGAUGAUUACUUAAUUAUUUUUUAAUUUUAUUAUGCAUUAUUACACACUAUUUCGCGUCUAUUGGGAAAUCUGGGGGAACACAAUAUGACGCUUGCCGACACAAUCUUAGAUCGUAAAUUUUAAUAUUAAUAAUACUACUUACGUAAACUUUGUCCAAUUCAAAUAUAGGUAGAUGUUAUCAGAGAUUCUAAGUUCUUAGUUAUAUUUAAAUAAUUGCAUCUUUAAGAUGAAACGGAGAACCAUUUAAAUGUGUUCAACUCACGAUUUUAAAAAGAACAAUAUCAUCUUUCAAUGAUAUGUUUACACCAAACAUAAAUCAUUUAAAGAGGAAAGAGGUGAAGGUACAAAGGGCUUUGGCUGAGAUCUAUAGAGAGCACUUAGACUUUGUAAGUAAAGUCUGAGACUUAACUUACGUAAUACUUGCCUAAGGCCUAUCGCAGAUGACACACUUUUUGUGCUAUCAAGUCUGCGGCACACAAAAAGUCUGCAUUUGUUGCGCAAAAUGUUUGUGGCAGAUAUUUCACAAACUUAACGCAAACGACGUACAUUUUCCCUCAUUUUGUCAGCAGAACUGUAGGGUUGUACACGCAAUGGAAGUACAGAGAUCGCGGUGUAUUAAUUCGUACUUGAGAUAUAAAAAAGAUGUAGAAAUAGAGAAUUUUGGGUUCAUCCUAUUCUUUCAGAACGAUUAUUAAAGAGACUGUUUCAUAAUAAACAUUCAGUUCUAAAACUAUCCUACUAAUAUUGUAAAUGUGAAAGUUUGUAUGUCUGGAUGUAUGUUUGAACUUCUUUAACGCAAAAUCUACUGAAUAGAUUUUGAUGAAACUUUACAAUAAUAUAGCUUACACACCAGAAUAACAAAUAGGAUAUAAUUUAUAAAACUAUAGUGUGAAUUAGACAAAAUAUAAAAGAAGUGUGAUUGUUACUAAUGAAUACAACUAGCGCCAUCUCUUAUCAACUAGCAAGAACAAGAUCAAUACUAUUUAUAUGGCAAAACAACGUUUGCCGGGUCAGCUAGUAUCCUAAUAAAUUUGCACACUUCAUCCCACAUUUUUCUUUUUAAAUUUUGUCAUGAUUCUCUGCCAAAGAUGUAUCAUACAGCGCUGGUCUGUUUUCUAUUUCUUGAAUCAACAUCGAUACAUCGAUAUCUACAUGCGCCAUUAUACACGUCAAUCACUAGCAAGUGCAGACGGCAGACCAAAGUAAGCGUCGUCUUCGCUAGCGAGUGUUGCAUUAUAAUUUUGGCGCACUUUUUGCGCGUCGUUUGCGGUACUGCUAUAUGUUUUAUUGUCACAGACUAAAAAGUGCGUUAAGGGUAGUCUGUUGUCUGUGAUAGGCCUAAGUGUGAUAAAACGUGAACCUUACUUUUGGCUGCUUUGCUUAAACUCAGAAUAAUUUCAGCUGUCAAAUGACUAUAAAAACGAAAUCAAAGUUAUAUAUAGAUCUCAGUCUUAGUACAACUAAAAUUAUGAAACUCUGAAAACAACUAGAAUUAGGAACUCUAGACUCGCGUCUGGUUAGGUUAGUUUCCUUGUCAAGCAUUGGUCCAAUUAUAGCCUUUUAAUGUUGUGAUAGGUGAAAAUAUAUAGCGCUUAAAAUUAUUAUUACUCUCAGACUGACAGAGCGUUAAAACCGAGCCAGUGCAUCGUUACAUAUAUUGGUAGUUGAUUUAUUGCGCGAUAUUGUCUGCAGUGUUGUAACCUGCUGAAAGAAACGGUACAUUUUAUAUGAUAUCUGCAUUUUUUAUAACAGUAAGGGACGAGACGAGGAGGACGUUCAUCUAAUGGUAAAUAAUACGCCCUGCCCUUUACGAUGCAGUGCCGCUCAGGAUUAAAAAAAACAAAAAUUCUGAGCGGCACUACAAUUGCACUCGUCACCUUGUGACAUAAGAUAUUAAGCCUCACUUGCCCAGUAAUUCCACUAGCUACGUUACGUUGCUAUAUAUAAUCUAGCCGGCAUGCUGUGAAAAGGAGCCUACCACUGGUUAGUCAUCAAAAUUAUUGAAUAAUGUGUGAAUCGAUGUACCUAAUUGAUUUCUCGUUCUGAGAGAAACCUCUCGCCUCACACAUCUACUCUUAAACAAUGACCAACUGUCGAUUUUCCAAACCAAUACCACGUCGAUCAUCAGUUGGAAGAUAUCCACUGCUGGACAAAGGCCUCCCCCAAAGUUCCCGACGACGAUCGGUCCUCCACUGCCCUCAUCCAACGUAUUCUGGUGAUUUUGACCAGAUCGUUGGUCAAUCUUAUGGGGGGCCCCCAUCGGAUUCCCCUUUAACCCCCAAUAAGUAAUAUAAAUUAAUUAUUUGUCACACUGUACUGGCUCGUUUCAAACGACUGUCUUUUAUUUUGUAAGGUCUGAACAAUUCGAUCUAGAUAUUACGAUAAGCUUUCAUCGUAUGCCUGAGUUUAUUAUAUUUUGCAAGAGACUAAAUUGUGGUGAGCGUUUUAAUUAUUAUAAAUAUUUUGUAAUAUAUUUUGAUCGAAGUAUGAAUAAAAUUUAUUAUUUUAA
This is a messenger RNA of Leptidea sinapis, 8316 nucleotides long. Its product is annotated as calcium/calmodulin-dependent protein kinase kinase 1. The transcript has 11 exons. Gene Ontology annotation, biological process: intracellular signal transduction; protein phosphorylation; positive regulation of protein kinase activity. NCBI's taxonomy places the organism in Eukaryota, Metazoa, Arthropoda, Insecta, Lepidoptera, Pieridae. Gene Ontology annotation, molecular function: calcium/calmodulin-dependent protein kinase activity; calmodulin binding; ATP binding. The coding region runs from base 207 to 1961 and encodes 584 amino acids. Gene Ontology annotation, cellular component: cytoplasm. The record is from RefSeq and is a predicted model, not a curated record.